AUUAGUUAGCAACACAAAUCAAAUUUAUAGUUUAUGUAAUCCUCAAGGAAAUUGUUUAAAAUUGGAUUAAGAAAACAAAUUGAAAUACCAAUUGCUUCUUUUGAGGAUAAAGAAGAAUAAUAUUAUCACAACAUGGACGACCAGAAAUAAUGUGAAGAAUAACUAUAUUGUGAAUUCAAAAGAAUGAGUAUUUCUGAAUAAACUGAUGAACAACUUAGCUCCCUUAAAAAAAUAAAGUAAUAAUAGGAAGGAGAGAAUUUGAUGUUUCUAUAUUAAUCCAAUCAAUAAAUUAUGGUUGAAAAUAUUAAUUACAGAUCCACUAAACACAGUGUUGAAGUAUAGGAAAUUGAAAUUAUUGAAAAUUCUUCUAAUAUUCCUGAAGAAUAAACAAUAGAAUAAUUUAAUAUUAUUUAAGUCGACGAAAUUGAUUAUGUUAAUUAAUUAAGUUUCUUAAAAUAACAAACACAUCAAAAGAAAACAAAAUCUUAGUUUAAAUCAUUUAAGAAAAAUAAAAUUGAUUGUUUUUCUAUUAAACAUAAAAAAAUCUCAAAAUGA
Molecule: messenger RNA, 555 nt
Organism: Paramecium octaurelia
Lineage: Eukaryota; Ciliophora; Oligohymenophorea; Peniculida; Parameciidae
Source: the annotation of a GenBank genome assembly